Rhipicephalus sanguineus (brown dog tick) is the source of this 2852-nucleotide messenger RNA. RefSeq names its product sarcosine dehydrogenase, mitochondrial (gene Sardh). The record is from RefSeq and is a predicted model, not a curated record. Gene Ontology annotation, molecular function: oxidoreductase activity; protein binding. Lineage: Eukaryota; Metazoa; Arthropoda; Arachnida; Ixodida; Ixodidae. The transcript is spliced from 19 exons. The coding region runs from base 50 to 2794 and encodes 914 amino acids. Gene Ontology annotation, cellular component: mitochondrion.
UCUACCCUUCGGCGCCAGGCACCGAUGGCUACGAAGUGUCGGCGCGAAAAUGACUUGCCUGAGAAAAAUGCCUGCUACCAGUGUGCUAAAGCAUUUCGGCCCUCGGUUGCUCGGGGCGAGGUUCAGGUCGUCAAAAAUAGCGAGUGCUGUGCCUUACGAAACUCUUGAAAACAAGAAAGUGGAGACUCCUACCGCAGUGCCUUCUUCGGCGGAUGUCGUCAUUAUUGGCGGUGGCAUCAUUGGCUGUAGCACGCUUUAUCACCUCACCAAGCUGGGCUGCAGUAAUGUUGUGCUGCUAGAGAAGGACCAUUUGACUGCUGGAACAACAUGGCACACAGCAGGGCUCAUAUGGAGGCUGCGACCAAAUGACACCGACAUCCAGAUUCUAAAUCACACUCGCCAUCUCCUCAUGAAUGUGUUAGAAGCAGAGACUGGUGUUCAUCCUGGAUUUAUCAACAAUGGCGGCCUUUUUAUUGCUAAUUCAAAGGAGCGCCUCGAUGAGUACAAGCGCCUAAUGACGAUAGGCAAAGCCUUCGGUAUCGAAUCUUAUGUCCUGAGUGCAGAAGAUACUAAGAAGCUGUACCCGCUAAUGAAUGUCGAUGACCUCUAUGGAACUCUGUAUAGCCCUGGUGAUGGUACUGUGGACCCUGCUGGGUUCUGCACAGCUCUCACUAGGGCAGCCACUGCUACUGGAGCAAAGGUGAUUGAGAAGUGCCCUGUGGUGGGAGUGGAAACGAGCGAGGAUGACUUCGGAACAAGGCGUGUGUCUGGUGUCCAGACAGCGGCUGGAACAAUCAAAACCAAAGCCCUCGUCAACUGCACAGGAGCCUGGGCACCAGUUAUUGGCGCCAUGGUGGGUGUGCCAGUGCCCCUGGUUGCCAUGAAGCAUGCCUAUGUGGUCACAAACCGUAUUGAGGGCAUUCAGAACAUGCCAAAUGUUCGGGAUCACGACCUUUCCCUUUACCUUCGCCUGCAAGGAGACGCCCUCUCAGUUGGAGGCUACGAGCCCAACCCAAUCUUUAUCGACCAGUUGCCUCAAGAUUUUGCUUUUGGACUCUUUGACCUCGACUGGGACGUAUUUGGGACACACAUAGAAAGUGGCAUACACAGGGUCCCAGUGCUAGAGCAGACAGGCAUCAAAUCGACUGUUUGUGGACCUGAGUCCUUUACGGCAGACCACAAGCCCCUCUUAGGUGAAGAGCCAUCUCUCCGAGGCUUUUUCCAUGGCUGUGGAUUUAACAGCCUCGGCAUGAACGGUGGUGGCGGAUGUGGCCGGGAACUGGCUGCAUGGGUUUUGCAAGGAAGGCCAAACCUGGAUAUGUAUGGCUAUGACAUCCGGCGGUUUUCUCCUUCACUCACCAAAAAUUCCCAGUGGAUUCGAGAACGGAGUCACGAGUCAUAUGUCAAGAACUAUUCCAUUGUCUAUCCAAACGAUGAACCUCUUGCAUCAAGAAAUAUGCGGAAAGAUCCCUUGCAUGAGGUCCUUUCCCAGGCAGGCUGCGUGUUCCAAGAGCGACUAGGCUGGGAACGACCUGGUUGGUUUGCUAAAGACGGCCCUGCUCCUGUUCUUCCUUACGAUUAUUAUGGCAGCUAUGGGAAUGAGAAACACAAGAAUUACACCUAUGAGGACCUGUUAAAAUUGGAUUACACUUUUGACUUUCCAGGCCAUCAUGAGAUUAUAAAAGACGAGUGCCUGGGCUGUCGAAGGAAUGCGGCCAUCUUCAACAUGUCAUACUUUGGAAAAUUCUACAUUACUGGACCUGAUGCUCAGGCCGCGACAGACUUCAUCUUCAGCAACAACAUGCGCAAGCCAGCAGGUUCCACCACAUACACUUGCAUGCUGAAUUCCCGAGGCAUGGUAGAAGCUGACCUGACAGUUAGCGCCAUUGCUGCAGGAGAAGGUUCUUCAUGUGACCCCAAAUUUAGUGGUGAUGGAUUUUACGUGGCAGCUGCUGGAGCGAGUGCUAACCACGGCCUUGCUCACAUUCGCUCUGUUGUACAAGAUCGCAAGUUCAACGUUUCCAUUGCUGAUGAGUCUGAAAAUAUGGGGAUGCUCAGCAUACAAGGUCCAAAAAGCCGUCAAAUUUUGCAAUCGCUCACCGACACAGAUCUUUCGGAUGAUUCUUUUCCCUUCUCCACAACCAAGGUCAUCAAUUUUGCUGGGCACAAAGUGCGAGCCAUACGUUUGACAUUCGUGGGUGAAAUGGGCUGGGAGCUGCACAUUCCAUCAGCCUCGUGUGUUCCUGUUUAUACAGCGAUUGUCCAAGCUGGCAAGGCUUUUGGUCUGGUCAAUGCUGGGUACCGAGCCAUCGACUCGCUAAGCAUGGAGAAGGGCUACAAGCACUGGCACGCCGACCUGCGCAUGGAGGACACCCCGCUGGAGGCCGGCCUCGGCUUCACGUGCAAACUGAAGUCAGACGUGGACUUCUUGGGCCGAACGGCGCUGGAGCGUCAGAAGGCCGACGGCUUGCGCAAGCGCAUUGCCUGCUUCACCCUGGACGAGAACGUGGCGCUGCACGGACUGGAGGCGAUCUGGCGCGACGACGAAGUGGUGGGCUUCACUCGGCGCGGCGAGUACGGCUUUGCCCUGGGCAAGAGCCUGGCGUACGGCUACGUGAAGCGACCCGACGGCGCACCGGUGUCUGCGGAGUACGUCGCUUCUGGCAACUACUGGCUCGAGUCCCUGGGCCGUCGUUUCAAGGCCACCUUCCACGCCAAGGUCCCCUUCGAUCCGACCAACAAGAGGGUCAAGGGCGUGUACGACGAGCCACUGCCCUGCGACAGCCGCCCCUGAAGCCGCGCUCGCAUCUCUUAAAGGGACGCUAAAGUGAAACAUUAGAUCAGUUUAUACA